AUGGUAUUGUCUUUUCUUGAAAACCGAAAUGUCUCCUCUCCAGAUGAUCGCGACUGUCUGUAUACCUGGGGGUCGAACGCCGCUGGGCAGCUCGGUCUUGGCCACACUGACGAUGUGUGGCAACCCCAGAAGGUCGAGACGUUCAAAAUCCCUCUUUUGCAAGCGAGUUGCGGGAAAAACCACCUUCUCGUCCUCAACUACGACGGCCAAGUUUUCGCCACUGGGGAUGGGGGCGAGGGCCGCUUAGGCCUCGGUGACACCCACAGUAGGCACUCGUUUGAGCGAAUCAAAAGCCUGCCUCCUGUCCGGUUUGUCUGCGCGGGCGGCAGUCACUCAGCUGCCCUCGACUCCGGACUCCUCGUCUGGACUUGGGGAAGCAACUGCUGCGGGCAACUCGGCCUGGCGAAUUGGCAGCCGUCUGCGGCCUUCACCGCGGCUUCUGUGGUGGCAGAUGCUGCGCAUGCAUUCAAUCUGCAGCCUCAGGAAACAAAGGGCAAGACGCAAGACCGAGCGGUGCCUUCACGCACGGAGAGCUCGAGAGAACCUGUUCUGAGUGUCUGGGGAAAGGGGAAAGGAUGCGGAGAGGAAGGCCUGCUGAAACAGCAGAACAGCCGAGGAAAGCGCGAGAAACGCGCAGGCAGAGAGCCUGUUAAGACGAGCAAUGACGGCGACGAAGAAGACAAAACACAUCGAGAUGCUCGCAAAUCAAUCCUCACUGCAUACUGUCUAGCCGAAGGCCACGAAAGCCUCUCUGUGAAGCCGCAGGUGGUGGAAUUUCUUCGAGAAAAACAAGUUGUGACACUCGCCCUGGGCCCCCUCUACUCUUUGGCCGUCACUCUCCACGGCUUCGUCUACGCUUGGGGAGGCCACGAGCAAGGGCAGCUUGGUCUCCCAGAUCGACUCGACAACCAGGUGAGGAAGCGUCUCCUUCUGCGGAGACAGGCGAGCGGCGGGAUAUAG
Molecule: messenger RNA, 960 nt
Organism: Toxoplasma gondii ME49
Lineage: Eukaryota; Apicomplexa; Conoidasida; Eucoccidiorida; Sarcocystidae
Product: regulator of chromosome condensation (RCC1) repeat-containing protein
Exons: 4
Coding region: 1-960 (319 amino acids)
Source: RefSeq, a predicted model, not a curated record